This is a messenger RNA of Gavialis gangeticus (Gharial), 2104 nucleotides long. Its product is annotated as cystine/glutamate transporter-like. The transcript is spliced from 12 exons. NCBI's taxonomy places the organism in Eukaryota, Metazoa, Chordata, Crocodylia, Gavialidae. Gene Ontology annotation, molecular function: L-amino acid transmembrane transporter activity. Gene Ontology annotation, cellular component: membrane. Bases 95 to 1519 code for a protein of 474 amino acids. The record is from RefSeq and is a predicted model, not a curated record. Gene Ontology annotation, biological process: amino acid transmembrane transport.
UGUUGGCAGUGAGAUUGGGAAGGGCCCUUAAGGUAGCUUGAGUCACAACUUCAUCUUCAAGAAUCCUAUCCCCUUCCCUAGAAUUGGAGAGACCAUGGGAAAAGCCAAGAAAGAAGAGGAGGCUGUGUUCUUGAGGAAAAAGAUCACUCUGCUGAGAGCUUUUUCACUCCUUAUUGGCAGCAUGGUGGGCAGUGGCAUCUUUAUCUCCCCAAAAGGGGUGUUGAGAAACACUGGCAACGUGGGUCUCUCCUUGAUUGUCUGGUUUGCCUGUGGGAUUCUCUCUCUGUUUGGUGCCUUGUGUUAUGCAGAACUUGGAACAAGAAUCACCAAGUCUGGAGGACAUUACAUCUAUAUUCUGGAGACACUGGGACCUUUGCCAAGUUUUUUAUUUCUUUGGGCUGAGUACUUUGCUAUCAGGCCAGCGAACAGUGCAGUGGUUUCUUUGGCAUUUGGACGCUAUAUAUUGGAGCCAUUUUUUGCACCUUGUGCAGCUCCUCUUCCUGCGGUGAAGCUUGUGGCUCUUCUGGGGUACUAUAUAGUCCUUAUCCUGAACUCUUGGAGUGUCAGCUGGAGUGCCCGGCUUCAGACUUUCCUGUCUGUCAUCAAGCUUGCGGCUCUCGCGCUCAUCAUUGUGCCAGGGAUGAUGCUUCUGGCUCAGGGCCACACUGAAAAUUUCCAGGAUGCUUUCAACAGUCAAUCACUGGCUUUGGACAAGCUGCCCUUGGCUUUUUAUGCAGGGAUGUUUGCGUAUUCGGGCUGGUUUCAGGCUAGCUUUGUGCGGGAAGAACUUGUCCGACCUGAACGAAAUAUCCCGCUGGCAGUGAUCGUGUCUGUGAUUACUGUAAUUGUAGGAUAUAUGUUCACCAAUGUUUCCUAUUAUACAGUCCUGACAGCAGAGGAUGUCCUGGCCUCCCAGGCUGUGGCUGUAGGUUUUGCACAACAUGCUUUCCAAAGACUUAUCUCGGUGGUUCCCAUCCUGGUUGCUUUGUCCUGCUUUGGCACCAUGAACGGAGCGAUCUUUACGUUUUCCAGGACACUGUUUGUGGCUUCCAGGGAGGGUCAGUGGCCUCCCCUCUUCUCGAUGAUCCACAUUCGAAGACACACCCCUCUUCCAGCUGUUAUGUUAAUGUUCCCUCUGGUUACUGCUAUGGUGUGUGUUGGAGAUAUCUACCACCUACUGAACUUCUUCAGCUUUUCCCGAUGGCUCUUCAUAGGGCUAGCCACACUUGGGCUCAUCAUCCAUCGCUACCGUCACCCUGAGCUGCCCAGGCCCUUCAAGGUUCCCCUCUUUGUUCCAGUCUCCUUCACCACCAUCUGCCUCUUCACGGUGGGAAUGUCUUUCUACUCAGACCCUGUCAGUAUCAGCAUUGGUUGUGCCAUGGUUUUGAGCGGUUUUCCAGUCUACUAUUUGGUGGUCCGCAGGCCAAUGCCAAAGUGUUGCCAUGACCUGUUCUAUUAUCUGACAUUCAAACUUCAGGUGCUGCUGGAAGUCAUCAAGCAGGAAAUCAGAACUUACUGAGAAGAACAACCUGCCUUGCUGGAGAUUGUAUACACUACAGUGCGUUGUUCAGUAGAAUUUGCAAGUCCCAUUUCUCAAACUUUAGAUUUAAGAGGAGGCAUUCUUCAUGUUUUAGUCACUGAAGUACAACUAAGUGAUCUUCAAUUAAAGGAGCACCAAAACUUGGUAACUGGCAUCUAGACCUCAUUCCUUUUAAGACCAUUGGUGCUGCAGAACAAGCAGGAAUAAAUACUAGAAUCUUUUGUCACUUAAAUUAGGAAGCUGACUUGGAAGGUCCGAGUAGGAAGAUGUGAUUUUUAUAGAGCUGCUUUGCAGAGAAGAAUUGCAUUUUAAACUAAUCUUGAACUGAAGUUUUUGAGUCAAGACCUGGUCUUUUAAGAAACAGUGAGAAUGGUGGAGCACUUGAAAAUAUAUUUUAAAUGCAAGCUUGCACAUAGGCUUUGAAUGAGGGCUACAUGCUCAUUUUAAGUAUUUUUUCUUACUAACAUUUAGCAAUUUUAGAGCAAAAUGAAUGUAGCAUUUGCAGAACAAUGUACUCCACUCAAACCCUAGGAAAUGUAUUAGCAAGACUUUUAAAUAAAGAAA